CUCCUGCUGCCUGGCUCUCGGAGCGGGGCAGACUGAAAUGAGCAGAGCUCCGUUUCUCUCGCGUCCAGAAAUGUGCGCAGGGUGAAGAAGGAGCCGCAUCGCUGUCUGCGUGGAUCUCCUUCCAGACAAACAUCCCGAUCGCACGUCUCUAAUGUCGCACCGGAGACAAAAUACAACCACUUUCUGUUCAACCAGCCGCAGAACGCAGGCUUGUUUUUGUUGUUUUCUGUGUGGGAUAUCCCUCUUUUCUCUGAUUUCAAGGUGACCACUUCAAGGUUCUGGUUUUGUCCGAUCAACAGUCCAAAACAUAAAGGCGAGGCCGACCUGACUAAUCAUCCGAGGUGUCAAGACGGUACCUGUCCGAUGUCCUCUCCCCCCACAGUGUGAUGCGUCAUGGCUCCGGUGCUGAGAGGAGUGUGGUGGGGGCCCGAGGCCGGUGUGGUCGGGUCGGGGGCUGCAGCUGCUGACGGGGUGGCGUCGUGGCUGGGCAGUGGGCAGCUGGUCAUGGUCGUCACCCUCAGCACCCUCAGCGCCCUGCUGCUGGUCUCUAUGCUGCUGCUGCUGUGUGCCAGCUGCCAGGGGCAGAAGAAGGCCAUCAAUGGACAUCCAGCAGCAGACCAUGAGAACCUCAUGAAUGGACUAUCAGAGAGAGAUACGAUCAGCCAAUCAGCAGACAGUCCAGCAACGGAAGUGGCCGUCAGCAGCUCUCAUAAUGGUCCUCUAACCAGCGGUACAAUCCUCACGGACACACAGGACACCAGUCCACAGCCGUCAGAGGAGAUGCUCUCCAGCCAAUCAGAGCUCAGGUCCUCCAAGUGUCCUCAGGACCGUGAGCUUCCCAGCAUUCCUCCCAACAACGCCCUUAUUGGGGACAGACCCCCAGCCUCGGGGGACAGCACCUAUGAGGUGGUGAAGGAGAUUGCGGUGGCAUCACGUGACGUCAGCGUGGAAGACUCCCUGUACGAGACGCUCAAGGAGCUCAAAGACCCCCCCGCCCAGCUCGGCCUCCCCAACGGUACCGUCCAGCUGAGCCCCGACGAACCUCCCCAUCAUCCCGCCCCCCUUCUCAACGGCCACCUCAGCCCCUGCACACCUGAGCGGGGGCCCCUGUGCGCAGGGGUGGAGUACGCCUCCAUCGACCUGAAUAAGAAGAGUCGUCACAGCGCCGACAUGGAGGCCAAGAGGCGCUCCGAUAACGCCGUCCCUCCCUCACACAAGCCUCUGGAGGAACCAGAGGAGGACCGACCUCCGCCGGUACCAGAGAAGGUUCUGGAUGAAAAUGACAACCAGCCUGUGGUGAUGAAUGGGCUGGCUGGGGCUGGGCUGCACAAUGGAGAGUUACACUCCCCUCUGUCUCCUGCACAGGGGUUCGACAACCACAUUCUGUCAGACAAUGAGUCGGCGGUGUACUCUACAGUCAACAAAACAAACUGUGAAGAUGCUGAGAACGACGAAGACAAAGAGCACGACUACAGCAGCAUCGCAGAGCUCAAAGGUCUCGUCUCGGCCUCCUCCUCCAGUGACCUCUACGCCACUGUCCGAGACAUCUACGACCAACCCGACGACACCGAGCCGGGGGAAGACCCCAUCUUGGACGGCACGGAUCCCGGCUACGAAACCAUCCGUAUCCCAAAGACUAGUAGCUCGGACGAUGACAACAGGGCCGGGCUUGAGGCGGAGGGAUCAGACGCUGCCAAGGCGGAGCCUGACUACGAGAGCGUCGGAGAGUUGGGUCUCGGCCGGGAAACGUCCCGCCUCUGAGUUUUUUUCCCCUCCUCAUCGUCUUCAUGGGUGGUGCUGUGGGAGAAGCCUCCUCUCUGACGUCACUGCAGUGCUUUGAACCUGCUAGUAGGCAUGCUUUUGGUGCAUGACUUUGGGGGGGAAAUUGCUCGCCACAGCAUCCAUCAUCAAUGCAUGAGUGUCCUCCUUACAGCCUGGGUACGGUUUAUCAUAUCUGAACUUUUUAAUUUAUCAACCACGGCGAAUAUCAUUGGUACUGGUAGGCCUGAUAGAAAAUGAACUGUAGCACCUCAGUCAUUGGGCAUUAAUCAUGUGGAUGAGUGCACUUUGGAUCAUCAUUAAAUUCCUCUUUUGUCUUUUUGACAGGGCAUAUCAUGGACACAUUUAACAGCACUUGAUUGUGGAAAAAGAUCAAAUUAAUACACAUCAAAUAAAUAUCCAAUCGGAACACACAUGAAGCAUUUUAAGGGUUAGCUGAGGACACGAUCAGUGCCUGUGAUGUAUUAAAAAAAAACAAGAAUUCAGUGCCAUAUAAUCAUGUUAUUCAUGCACUUACUGUACUUAUGAAGGUAACAUUAUUUUUAUGCCCCUUCUGCAGCUGCUAGUGUCUUUCUAGCUUCUUCUAGGUGACUCAGUGUCAUGUUUUAUUGAGGUGUCAGAUGGUGUAUUUCUAGCUUUUCUUUGUUCAGCAGCACCUCCACUGUGCAUCCUCUGCUCGCAAUUCAUGUGAAUGGGUUUGAGGCAUGGAAAGCAAAACCACUCUUAUCUGUGACCUCAUAGUUAGUCGAAACAAUUCGUUAGAUUCUGCCACUAAAAAGAAAUUAUGACUUUUUGCUACAUACAUUUCACUGCAAUCGAGAACCGAAGGGAGGAAGGCAGUUUCACUAUGGAAUUUCACCAUACAUUUUGAAAGCAUUUUUAUACGUUCUACAGUCCAUGUCAACAUUUCUUUUGGUGAAAAUUUUAUUUAUUUGAAGACGCAUAUUGUUGUGUUAUUGUGAAAUGUUAAGUAUGUCUGUAAAAGGGUUUUCUAGAAGUUCUGAGCAAUUUUAUGGUGAUGACAGAUAUAAAGGUACGCUUUCCACUGACUUUUUAUAGAAUUCAUUGUUUUAAAAAACAAACGUAUUAUGUGAACAUAUUUUUCUUUGUCAUUUUGCACAAGAGUCAAAACAAAUUCAAAUGAAUUGUAAUGUGAUAGAAUGACGUAAAAAAAAACUUGCAUUAUGAAUACAAACCUAUUGAUAAACUGUAUUUUUUUGGUUGUCAUGUUCUUUUGAGCCUUCUAUUGGUACAGUAUAUCAUCCUUCAGUUGGUGUCCCAGAUGAAUUUUAAGCACAAGGUUUGAUAUCAUGGUACUGCAUUUAUAUAUAGCUUCACAAAAAGCAUCACAAUCUAGCUAUAGCUCUGCACAAUUUGAAUAUUUAAUGCUUUAAAAAAAGUUACUAGUAGCACUAUGAGAAAACCAUAUCUGUCUGUUUGUAGCUUGUACUGACGACAUGCCAACUAAGGGGGCACUAUUUUAACCAACUGUUACUCGCUGAAAGUUUUCUGUAAGCUUUUACUUAUUUGUACAAUGUCCAGAGUGGUUAUAAUUAUAAAACUAGUCUGUUAAGAGCACUGAUGUAUGCCUGCCUUGUUUUAAAGAAAACAUGAUGUCCAAUGGCUUUUUUUUUUUUUUUUACUGUUAUUGUAACUCAAAGUUGUCAAAUAGCUUUUGAGUCCUGAGAAGUAGUAACCAAUGGAACGUCCCAAAUAUGGUACAAUGUUUUGGUACAUGCAUUUAAAGAAACAUGGAGUGUGGUACUUUUAUUUUUUUAAAUCUGAAUUCAUGUGUCAAUAAUGUUGUUGGAUGUUUGUUUUCAUAUUCAAUAGGGCCAAUGUUUUUUGCUGUAAAUAUAUAUUUUACUGCUACAGUAUUUUCCGUCUUUGCAGAAACAUUUGUGUCAUCAAAUAUUACAGCAUCUCCAGCCUUCGUUCAUGUUUCAUUAGACAUGCAGGAGCUUGUUGGUGGUUCAGACAAAGGCAGCUAGCCCGCGCUGACUGGUAUUAGAUUCAUAAAUGAUAUCAGACAUUUAGAAAUGCUCUUAACAUCUCCCAGCAAUGCUACAUUGAAAGAGGAUUUAAAAUGCAGUCCACUUCCACUAUUUUAUGAACAAAAACAAGUUAACCAAGCCUAUAAAAAAAGAAUGUUCAUUUCUGUAAAGAGGUUGUUAUUAUCGUCAUUUAUACUCCCAAAAUAUGAGUACAUUGUUGUUAUCAAGUGAUGUGGCUGUGUAUCAGGGUGGUGCCAUCAUUUAGAUAUAAUGGUGUUCACAGAACGCUAUAAAUGACCUUUAAGGAAAUUAUCUGUCGAAUGAGGUGUUUUAGUGCCAAAUCUAACCAGAGAAACACAAACACAGACUUAAUAGACAAUUAGCUGUAAUCACCUGUUCUCUUUAGCUGUCUAUCUUGUUCAUAGAAACACACACACACACACACACACACACACACACACACACACACACACACACACACACACACACACACACACACACACACACACACACGCAUCCCUUGGUGUGAAAUUGGUGUGUUGGAGGUUCGGAGAUGCUCCCUUGCUGCCUCUCCUUCAGCUCCACUACUCCCAUUAUGAGACCAUUUGUUCCCCUUACAACCAGCAGACAACUCUAUGGUGACACCUGCCUUUGAUCACAGGACAAAGCCUGUUUUUUUGAAGCCAUGGCCACAUUUGUCUCUCCACUCCGUCCCGUUUCCAUUCUCUGCAUGUAAAUAUUUUAUGACAUGAAUUGUUCUAUUAAAAUAUAUAUAU
This is a messenger RNA of Anoplopoma fimbria (sablefish), 4549 nucleotides long. RefSeq names its product phosphoprotein membrane anchor with glycosphingolipid microdomains 1 (gene pag1). The transcript has 10 exons. NCBI's taxonomy places the organism in Eukaryota, Metazoa, Chordata, Actinopteri, Perciformes, Anoplopomatidae. The record is from RefSeq and is a predicted model, not a curated record. Gene Ontology annotation, biological process: intracellular signal transduction; negative regulation of T cell activation. Bases 394 to 1761 code for a protein of 455 amino acids. Gene Ontology annotation, cellular component: membrane raft; plasma membrane.